This is a messenger RNA of Talaromyces stipitatus ATCC 10500, 1785 nucleotides long. RefSeq names its product bZIP transcription factor AP-1/Yap1, putative. Gene Ontology annotation, molecular function: DNA-binding transcription activator activity, RNA polymerase II-specific; transcription cis-regulatory region binding. The record is from RefSeq and is a predicted model, not a curated record. Bases 1 to 1785 code for a protein of 594 amino acids. The transcript has 3 exons. Gene Ontology annotation, cellular component: RNA polymerase II transcription regulator complex. Lineage: Eukaryota; Fungi; Ascomycota; Eurotiomycetes; Eurotiales; Trichocomaceae.
AUGACCGACUUCAAUUCCAUCUACCAGCAGAACCUUUAUCUGUCCCCUGAGCAGCAGAAUCUGCUAAUGGCUGCUCUCAACUCCAACAACGCUUCUCAGAAGCAAGUUGAGAACGAGGGCACAAAAAACCGCUCACGAACUCAAUCUUCUUCCAACGAGACCACUCCAUCUAAUAGCAAUGGCUUUGAUCCAGCAUCGUCUACUUACUUCGAGUCACCCCUUCUGCAAGACGCACCCGGCUCCGGCCAUUUGGGCUUCGGCAGUGACGAAAGCCCAUUCCUCGAUUUUGAUCCCGAUGUUGAUUUUGAUUUUCAAGGUGCCGAUCAACUUAUUGGCGACCUUCCUGACUUUGACGGUCGUGAGUCCGGCGAUAAGAGAAAGUCAUUGGGCGGGAAUGAAGAGGAUGCCAGCAAUGGAAAGAAGAGACGCGAAAGUGAUGAUAAAGACAAGGCCGCUAAGAAACCCGGCCGGAAGCCACUCACAUCUGAGCCUACUACUAAACGGAAAGCUCAGAAUCGUGCUGCCCAGCGUGCAUUCCGUGAGCGCAAAGAGAAACAUCUCAAGGACCUCGAAACCAAGGUCGAGGAACUAGAGAAAGCUUCACAGAAUGCCAACCAGGAGAACGGUCUCCUUCGAGCUCAAGUUGAGCGGUUGCAGGUAGAGCUUAAAGAAUAUCGCAAACGAAUUUCCUGGCUCAGUGGAGGAAACGGCUUGUCAACUAUGGCCGCCAUGAGUAGUAUGAACUCACGCAAUCUUUCGAAUCUUAACAACAAUGACUUUUACUUCGACUUCCCUAAAUUCGGUGACUUGCCCGGAAAACAUAUGUUCAGCAACAAUGGACAGAACAAGCAAAAUUCCAACUCUCCCUCAUCGACAGGGGUGUCACCAACGGCUCAAGCGUCCGAUUAUGGCCGCAACUCAUUGAACAGCAAGAAUCUAUCCAAAGCCGCAAAAGUCAACGGCUUGACUAAUGGGCAAUCCGCUUAUGCCACUCAGCUAAGUGCUAGUUCGGCAGCAUCAAACACUGAUUCUCCAAGUGCCUCCUCAGAUUCUCAGCAUGGCCAGUCUUCUUCGAUUGGUACCUCGCCGGAGCCGAGCUUGAACUCGCCUAAUGUUGGAAAGCCGGGUGAUAGUUCGUUUGACUUUUAUGGCAACGAAGCGACUACAAGAUAUGGCGGCAUUGAUGGUGAGAAAUCCUUCUGUGAGAAGCUGGGCAUGGCCUGUGGCAAUAUCAACAAUCCGAUGCCGGCGGUCUUGAAUAAGAAUAAUGACAAUACACAAUUACUAGGCCAAUUGCAACCCGCUGCAGCAGAUCAAUCUCUCUCAUUCGACUGGUUGGCUCAACAGAAUGGUGGUUCAUUCGACCCCGUGCUAUUCAAUGACUACCGCGAGCCACAGGACGCCGUUUUGUCACAGGACUUUGGAGCGUUCUUCAACGACGCUUUCCCGUUGCCUGAUUUGGGUAGCCCGUUUGCCGACCCUAGCGAGGUCACUGAUCCUAAGGACCCUGGCGUAGCCAAAAAGGAUAAUGCACCAUCUGGCCAGAAGCCAGAUGACGAGGACGAGGUGGUUCCCGGAGAGGACAAGACUCAGAUUAUGUCAUGCACCAAUAUAUGGGACCGUCUACAAUCUAUGGAGAAGUUCCGCAACGGCGAAAUCGACAUCGACUCACUUUGUACGGAGCUACGUACCAAGGCACGCUGUUCCGAGGGUGGCGUUGUCGUUUAUAGGAAGGAUGUAGAUGACAUUGUCGGGCGUGCAGGAAACGAAAUGCAGUCUCACUAG